AUGGCAGCUCAAGUCCCCACUGAAGCUCUCAAGGAGCUCAACGUGGCCGAUGGCUCUCAGAAGCCCGGCGCAAACACACAAUCAAAGACCGAUGCUGCCGGAGACGAUCACGGCGAAGAUGACUCCGAAGACGAAGCCAACGGCACUGCUCCCGCCGAGGGAGCCGCCAAAAAGAAGAAGAAGAGAAAGCCCAAGAAGAAGAAGAAGAACCCUACCAGCCAGAGCGACCCUCCUCGAGUCCAGGUCAGCCAGUUGUUCCCUAACAAGUCCUACCCUCACGGAGAGGAGGUUGAAUACAAGGACGAGAACAACUACCGAACUACCGAUGAGGAGAAGCGCCAUCUCGAUAACCUGAACAGCGACUUCUUGGCCGACUACCGCGAGGCAGCCGAGAUUCAUCGCCAGGUUCGACAGUGGACUCAGAAGAAUGUCAAGCCUGGACAGACCUUGACUCAGAUCGCUGAGGGAAUUGAGGAUGGUGUCCGUGCUCUCACUGGACACGCCGGACUAGAGGAGGGUGAUAGUAUCAAGGCUGGUAUGGGUUUCCCUUGUGGUCUGAGUCUCAACCACUGCGCCGCGCAUUACACUCCCAAUGCCGGUAACAAGAUGGUUCUCCAACAGGAGGAUGUCAUGAAGGUCGAUUUCGGUGUCCACGUCAAUGGUCGUAUUGUCGACUCUGCCUUUACUAUGUCCUUCGACAACAAGUACGACAACCUUCUCAAGGCCGUCCAGGAGGCCACUAACGCCGGUAUCCGCGAGGCCGGUAUCGAUGCUCGCGUCGGUGAAAUUGGUGGUGUCAUCCAGGAGACCAUGGAGAGCUUCGAGGUUGAGAUCGAUGGAACCACGUACCCCGUCAAGAGUAUCCGCAACCUCACAGGCCACAACAUUCUGCCCUACAGCAUCCACGGAACCAAGGCCGUACCCAUCGUCAAGAGUAACGAUCAGACCAAGAUGGAGGAAGGCGAUGUCUUUGCCAUUGAGACCUUUGGAAGCACUGGCAAUGGAUACGUCCGCGACGAUAUGGAGACGUCGCACUAUGCUAAGCGAGGAGACUCGCAGCACGUUGAUCUCCGCUUGAGCUCGGCCAAGUCUCUGCUUAACGUGAUUAACAAGAACUUUGGCACUCUGCCGUUCUGCCGCCGAUAUCUGGACCGUCUUGGCCAGGACAAGUAUCUACUUGGACUCAACAAUCUGGUCAACGCUGGUAUCGUCGAAGCGUACCCGCCCUUGUGUGACAAGAAGGGCUCGUACACUGCUCAGUUUGAGCAUACCAUUCUGAUUCGACCCACCGUGAAGGAGGUCAUCAGCCGUGGAGAUGACUACUAG
This is a messenger RNA of Fusarium musae, 1326 nucleotides long. RefSeq lists its product as uncharacterized. The transcript is spliced from 4 exons. Gene Ontology annotation, molecular function: metalloaminopeptidase activity. Gene Ontology annotation, biological process: proteolysis. NCBI's taxonomy places the organism in Eukaryota, Fungi, Ascomycota, Sordariomycetes, Hypocreales, Nectriaceae. The record is from RefSeq and is a predicted model, not a curated record. Bases 1 to 1326 code for a protein of 441 amino acids.